CGGAUGCGGACCGAGUGUCACAUGAAUUGCGACUAAAAGGAUAGCAGUUUACAUUCAAAUAGUUUUAAUUCUGUACAGGCUUCCACCACUAAAAUGGCUAGAUCUACUCGGCAAAAAUGACACAUCACCGCACUUAAUGAACCCGCAGUAGCCUUUAGUUUCUUCUAUUUAAACCUUGUUAGGACUUUCCGAAAAUGUCCAAUUGAAAUCUCUCUGCUUGUUGGAGGAGUUGGAAGAGAGGUUGAACGUUGUGCUUUCCCAAGAGGCUGAUAAGUGUUGUAAUUUGGUCUCAAUACAGGAGAGAGUUUGUGUGUUGGAGACUUUGUUUGCUAGAAAAUUGCACUUCUUUUUUUAUUUCUGAAGUGCUUCACUUUCUGUGAAGAUGUUUAAGGUCCCUCAGCCUCAAGUCGCAGGACAUGAAGCGGGCAUCGGGAAGCUGGGUCCCCUCGUGGAUGAAUCAAGGCGCUUCUACAAGCCUCUGCAAGGUGAUGAACGAGGGUCCAAUGAGGUUGCAUUCUAUACUUCAUUGUCUACUAACAGUGGGAUCCCGAAACACAUUCAAAGAUUUUUCCCCACCUUUUAUGGCACUCAGCUCGUAGAAGCAUCUGAUGGAUCUGGCAUGCUGCCUCACUUGGUCUUGGAUGAUCUUGCAUUAGGUCGUGUCAGUCCUUCAGUUAUGGACAUUAAGAUUGGUUCAAGAACCUGGGCACCCGAAGCAUCCGAGAAAUACAUUGAAAAGUGCUUAAAAAAGGAUCGAGAAUCAUCAAGCCUUUCAUUAGGAUUCAGGAUAUCGGGGUUGCAAAUCUAUAGAAGCAAAGAACUAGGGUUCUGGAAACCUGGAAAGAAAGCUGCUCAGAAACUCUCUGCAGAGGAAGUCAAGUUAGUCCUGAGAAGGUUUGUUUCUUCUAACACAUUGAAAGAUUUGGAUUCGAAACCAGACUGCGCUUUCGCAUCAACUGGUUAUGGCGGCUCUACUGGCAUUUUAUCUCAGUUACUGGAGCUGAAAUCCUGGUUUGAGGAUCAAAUAAUAUUCCAUUUGUAUUCUUGCUCAAUUCUGUUGAUCUUUGAAAAAGAGCUGGCAAUGGAAGGAAAGAAUCCAGGUGCGCAAAUCAAGCUGAUUGACUUUACUCAUGUUUACGAAGGACGAGGUGUCAUUGAUCAUAACUUCUUGGGUGGUCUCUGCUCGUUAAUAAAAUUCAUAGCUGAAAUUCUUACUGCUUCUAGUGAGUGCAGAAAAGAAGCUUCUACAAAAGCCGAUAAGCGCAGAGCACUUGUGGCUAUGUUUAGACAAAGCAUCAGCUGUAAAAUUGGCCUCUCUAUAGAUGUGGUUGCAUUGGAAAGCUUGGAAUUGGUGGCUGAUUUCCUACAGCUUCUGUUUCUUCCAAUAGAUAAUGUUAACCUUGAGCUCAUGAGUGCAUUUGUCCACAAGAAGGACCAGUUACUUCCAGCUAGUAGGCCAGCUGAUGUAAGGGUUCCAACAUAUGAAUAUGGGGAUGCAUUGGAUGAUAAGCUUAUGCACAUCAUUCUUGUAUUUGGUCAACUACCAUCUCAUUAUCAAUUAUCUAAGAGGUGUGUAUUCCUUGCUAAUCCCCAUAAAAUCUGCAAACAAGCUCUAUGUCUUCCUUCCAAAGUGUCCAGAUACAAAAACAUGGCCAAUGGUGUCCUAGCCAGAGGAGAAAGUAAAUUCUCCACUGCUAUUUUGUUUCCAAAAGGGUUGAUCAGGCUACUGAGGGUGGUGCUUCCAGAUCUGAGAUUGUCCAGUAUGCCAUUUGUUGGUGAUGGGGCUGGACCUUUGACAUUAUUGGCUUUGAGAAACUCACUCUAUAAAGUGUUCUUGGAGGGGAACUAG
Messenger RNA from Solanum dulcamara, 1849 nucleotides. Its product is annotated as inositol polyphosphate multikinase alpha-like. The record is from RefSeq and is a predicted model, not a curated record. Bases 383 to 1849 code for a protein of 488 amino acids. The transcript has 8 exons. Gene Ontology annotation, cellular component: nucleus; cytoplasm. Lineage: Eukaryota; Viridiplantae; Streptophyta; Magnoliopsida; Solanales; Solanaceae. Gene Ontology annotation, biological process: inositol phosphate biosynthetic process. Gene Ontology annotation, molecular function: inositol-1,4,5-trisphosphate 3-kinase activity; inositol tetrakisphosphate kinase activity.